UUCGUAAUAUUUGUACAAUAAUAUUAAAAAUGUCAAUCCAAAAUAUCUUGCAAAAUAAAUAAAUUUAGGUACAUCAUUUUUUCCUUUAAAUAAUUCAUGACGGUAUUUAUAAACAAAUAAUCGGAUAAUCGUAAAGUAAACAAACACAGCACGAUAUCAUAGCGGUUCGCGCUCCCCUUCUGUGCGUUUAUAGUUAUGCGCUGGAGUAUAAGGGACUCUUUAUAGUCAGUGCGCGCGAGUCGGUCGCACGCGCGCUCUACACGCGCUCUACUGUACAAUAAACUUUGUGCGUACGAAGCUUACUGUACAACUGAGGUUUACUGUAUGCUGUAUACAAACGUACCGCUUCCGUCCCUGUCAACGAUGAGCUGGAACCAACAGCACGAUAGGCCCUGCGACAAGUUGGAGAUCAACGAGGCUGUUGGGGAGUUACUGAGGAACUUCAACUAUGACAAUAUCGUGCCACAGCCUGCCAAAGGUGGUGGUUGCAUGCGUCGAGCGCACGUCAAGCGGCCUAUGAAUGCAUUUAUGGUAUUCGCACAGGCGAUGCGCAGGCGCCUCUCUGAACAGCGGCCUUCGCUUCACAACGCUGAGCUUAGCAAAUCACUAGGCACCAUGUGGAAGAGUCUAUCAGAAGAACAGAAGUUGCCGUUCAUCAAAGAAGCAGACAAGCUCCGUACCCAACAUAAAAGAGAGCAUCCCGAUUACAAAUACCAGCCGAGACGACGAAAGGCCCCACCGACUUCCAGCACACGACUCAAACGAGAACCAUCUCCUGACAGAGAUCAAAUCGAUUUUGCUGGAUUGCAGGACAUUUCGCCGGCACUACUGCCGGACGGCCCACCUGACGGAGCUGAAUUAGAUCAAUAUUUGAAACCAGGUCCGGUGCCUGACUAUCACGAGUUACAACCCAGAUUUGCAAGUCAUAGCCUUGCACACCACCCACCACCGCUCUAUGUGCCAUCCCAUCUCCAUCCACCAUGCACCGACUGGCCACACUAUACCGGCCACCCCUAAAACCAUACAUUGUAUUAAAUGUACUAGAAUUGUUCAUAGUUAACGUUGUCCGUGGUUAGAUAAAAUUCAUCGGAACUUUAUCGCCAUAUGACUUUUUUUAUGCUAAAAUAGGUCAGAUGACUGUCAUGUAAAUAAAUAAUUUUAUAUCGCUAUGAUGGUAUAAGAACGGCAAAGCGCACGUGCGUUUAAUCACAAACAAACAUAAAUGUGCAAACAUAUGUAAUUAUAGGAAUAUUCCUUUAAAUUAUUCUUAAUAAUUGAAAGAAAUAUUAUUAUUAGUUAAUAGUGUUUUCUAUGAAUCUCUAGGCGAACCAUAUGAUUCCAAAAUCCAUUCUAGAACUGACUAAACAUUAGGGAUAAUAUUUGUUUCAUAACAGGAAAUAAUAUGCUGGUAUAAAAAUUAACUCCGGAUGUUUCAUUUUCGGAGGUAAAAUUAAGUAUAGAUAAUAUUUCAAUAAUAUCUCAAAUAUUUAACCAACAUUUUGUUGUAUCUUAAAUAAAUAGAUAUGUUACCUUUUAUUGCAAUAUAGAUACGCCGCGAGAUUUUUUGAUGGUAUAUUUUCAAAGACUUUUCCACGAUUUACUAUAUAUAUCUCUCAACAGUUUGUAGAAUAAAAAACAUGCAUAGUUUUAAGUUUUACGUACAUAAAAAUACUCGUUCUACGUAUUUGUAUUGGACUUUGUGAGGUGACGUAAUAUGAAUCUGAAACUAAAAUAUAUAUCCAAAUACUACUAGAUAUAACAUAUUUUAAAAAAAUGAUCAGCCUACUGUUGAUUUGGCUGUUGCGAAAUUGUUGAAUUAGCUGUUUUAUUAAUAAAGAAUGUAUUAUUAAUAAUUCAAGAUUUUCAGGGGACGCGUAAUUUUAAAGACGCGCCAUUUUUUAAAGUUAAAUAAUAUUUAAAAUAUUCUGGUAUUUCUGUUUAAUUUAUAAUAAUAUACAUUGAAUAGAAAUGCCAGACACACAAGAAUAAAAAAGUGGAGCUCGUUUUAGUAUCCCUGUUUAUAUCAAAUCUAUAUACGAGUACCAUUUAUUGUACAUUCAGGAAUUUAUUAUACAUUCAGGAAUAGCUUAAAUCUAGGUAUGGUCUAAUCAAAUACAAAUUCAUCAACAUAAGAUAUAAAAAGUUAACGAGGGUUUGUUGAGAGGUACAGAAAUACUAAGUUUAUAAUAAUAAUUUUAGCCUAUACUAUCACUUAAUCGAUAUGAGAGUCAAUUAAAAAUGGACGAGGUACUAAAAUUUUGUCGAUAAACAAAAAUAUCUUAAAUUUAUUACUAUACACUAAAAUUGUUUUUAAAAUUCCUCAUGUUCCAAAGUUAAUUAAGAGUAGAACAUUAUAAAGGUAAAUAGCUACAUAAGAUAGGUAUAACAAAUAAGUUAUUAUUGUGAUUAAUUAUUCAUAAGUUUUAACAUUAUUUAAAGAUGUUUUAUAUAAGAACAUUUAGUUUGUAUUAAGUUGUAAAUAGAAAUUAAUGUUAUAUUAAAUACUAUCGAAUAAACACAUUGUUGAUAUUA
Galleria mellonella (greater wax moth) is the source of this 2532-nucleotide messenger RNA. RefSeq names its product transcription factor SOX-8-like. Gene Ontology annotation, cellular component: nucleus. NCBI's taxonomy places the organism in Eukaryota, Metazoa, Arthropoda, Insecta, Lepidoptera, Pyralidae. Gene Ontology annotation, biological process: regulation of transcription by RNA polymerase II. The transcript is spliced from 3 exons. Gene Ontology annotation, molecular function: RNA polymerase II cis-regulatory region sequence-specific DNA binding; DNA-binding transcription factor activity, RNA polymerase II-specific. The coding region runs from base 325 to 1017 and encodes 230 amino acids. The record is from RefSeq and is a predicted model, not a curated record.